GAGACUCAAACGGACAUGGUGGAGGCGGUGAAGAGGCACAUCCUCAGCAUGCUCCACCUUCAGGAGCGGCCCAACAUCACCCACCCGGUGCCCCGCGCCGCCCUGCUCAACGCCAUCAAGAAGCUGCACGUGGGGCGUGUGGGCAACGACGGCAGCGUGGAGAUCGAGGACGAGGGCCAGAGCCGAGCCGAGCAGAGCGAGCUCGCCGAGCAAACCUCCGAGAUCAUCACCUUCGCCGAGGCAGGAGAAACACCGGAAGCUGUGAACUUCCAGAUCUCCCGGGAAGGCAGCGACCUGUCCCUGGUGGAGCAGGCCAACGUGUGGCUGUUCCUGAAGCUGGCCAAGACCAACCGCAGCCGGGCUAAAGUAAGCAUCCGCCUGCUGCAGCGGCAGCAGCUCCAGGAUGGGCAGGUCCAGGAGGCGUCCGUGUCCGAGAAGGCGGUGGACACCCGCCGCAGCGGCUGGCACACGCUGCCCGUGUCGCGGAGCGUGCAGGAGCUGCUGGAGCGCGGAGGCAGCUUGCUGAACCUGCGGGUCUCCUGUCCCCAGUGCGCUGACCACGGGGCCGCGCUCAUCCUGGCCCAGCCGCCGGACCGGCAGGCCCAGCCGCAAUCCCAGUCGCACCGGCCCUUCCUCAUGGUGGUGGUGCGGCAGACCGGGGAGCACCCGCACCAACGGCGCAAGAGGGGACUGGAGUGCGACGGCAAGAUCCGCAUCUGCUGCAAGAAGCAGUUCCACGUCAACUUCAAGGACAUCGGCUGGAGCGACUGGAUCAUAGCCCCGCCGGGGUACCACGCCAACUACUGCGAGGGCGACUGUCCGAGCCACGUGGCGAGCAUCACCGGCUCCUCCCUUUCCUUCCACUCCACCGUCAUCAACCAUUACCGCAUGCGGGGCUAUAGCCCCUUCACAAACAUCAAGUCCUGCUGCGUGCCCACGCGGCUGAGGGCCAUGUCCAUGCUCUACUACAACGAGGAGCACAAGAUCGUCAAAAAGGACAUUCAGAACAUGGUGGUGGAGGAAUGCGGGUGCUCGUAAGGUGCUCGGCGCGCGGAACAAUCGCCCUGAGAACCGGUACAUUUUAAACAAUGAAGAAAACGGAGGAGGAGGAGGGAGAACAAGAGAGGAAUUUCGCAAUCCCCGUCCCUUGAAAGAGACUCGCAGAAGUUUUUUUUCUUUCUGUUCGUCCUGUUUUCUGGGACUGAAUGACGUGACGCAGAUUUGUUUUCAGUCAUUAGCAAAUCCAGUGGGUGUAUGUAACUCUGAGCGGUCUCUGUGGCACUUUCAGAAAAAAAAAAAAGAAUAUAUAAUAUAUUUUUGUUACAAAAAUAAGAGGGAGCGAGAAGGAGAGAAAAUAUUUAUGUGGCCGAGGUGCAGUGGUGUGCCUCCCUCUCGGCACUGCAAUAAAGAGAUACCGUGUGGAUGAGGUGCCUGACAAAUCUCAAAACUAUGCAACGUGUCAAGUAUUACGGUUUUAAGUUUUUCGUUAAUUUGUUUUGUUUUUGAACUGUUUACCUAUUCAAACAAAAAAGAGGAAGACUUUUUGAUACUUUUUUUGGAAGUAUGUUUCAUGUUUUUAUUGUUGAGAGAUACUUGAAAGAAACAAGUUUGACCAGCUGCUGGAGCCAAACACUUCUCUUAUAAUUAUUUUAAUUAUUGUUAUUAUUUUUUAUUAUUAUUGUUAUUAUUUUAAUAUUGUUUUUAUUUGUUGUUUUUCUAAAAGAAACGUUCUGAACGUUUACAAUUUGCACUAUACCAAUGUUCUAAUCAGCCUAGUCACAAUUAAAAACAGGUAUCGGAAGAAAGGGGAGCUGCACUUAAGAAAGGACAAAAUUAUAGAGCACAUUAGACAAAAUAAAGAGAAAAAAGGAAACAAAAUAUAAAUAUUAAUUUGAGUACACAUAUACACAUGUAUAAAUAUAUUACUUUAUUUUAUACAACACCAAAGAGUUUGUGUGAGUGUUGCCAAUUUUCAGUGUGAGGCUGUUUCAGUUAAGAACAUUUUUUCCUUUCACAAAGAUGUUGGGCUCAGUGAAGUUAUCGACUCCACAUUUUCCUCAUCACCACAAAGUAAUCACUCACAUUCCAUUCCCUUUCAGAUCCAAGUGCAUUGUUGUACUGGUAUACUUUAUGAGAGCAGCUCAUUGUUAAAAAAGCACUUAUGACCAACAUUGUAGUGGUGUAUUAAAAAUGAAUGUGCAACAAUUAUACUUAUAAAAACUUUUCAAAUGUUUUGAAAUACCCCAUAUUGGCAUUUUAUCAUUGCAAACAAGGAAUUUCUUUCUGUGUUGUCACUGAGUACUGGAGCCAACUAUUCUGCCCUAAGGCACACUUCUGCAUUAAUUUUCUUCCUGUUGUAAAGAGUUGUGUUUUCUGCUUCCUGCAUUCAACACUGUACCACUGUGCAAUGUCUAAUAUUAAGCAAUUUGAAUAUUUUCCAUACAAAGUUUGCUUUGCAGUAUGGACUGAAAGAAAUUCAAAAAUUACCAAGAUGUUCAUUAAUAAAUCAAGGAAAAUGGUGAAAAAAAGACAAAAAAAAAAGAAGAAAAACACUCAAAAAAAGGAAAAAAAUGUGGUUGUAUUUGUUUCCUUUCCUCAAGACAAACGAAAUGACACUGAAGAAAGUGUUUGGACUAAGACUUAAAACUUUAAAAAAGACUAUUUUUUAUUCUGUAUAUAUGGAGAUCCAGAUACCAUUAUGUUGCAUUGCUUUGUUGUACAAAUCAAAAUAAUGUGCUUGUGGCUAUGUUUUCUAUCUAAUUUAUUUUACAGUAUUUUUCGCUUCACCAUUAAAGCUAAAGGGUUGUACACUA
Messenger RNA from Conger conger (European conger), 2813 nucleotides. It is a transcript of the gene inhbaa, whose product is annotated as inhibin subunit beta Aa. Gene Ontology annotation, cellular component: extracellular region. Gene Ontology annotation, biological process: SMAD protein signal transduction; BMP signaling pathway. NCBI's taxonomy places the organism in Eukaryota, Metazoa, Chordata, Actinopteri, Anguilliformes, Congridae. Gene Ontology annotation, molecular function: growth factor activity; cytokine activity. The transcript is spliced from 2 exons. The record is from RefSeq and is a predicted model, not a curated record. Bases 16 to 1038 code for a protein of 340 amino acids.